Messenger RNA from Papilio polytes (common Mormon), 2842 nucleotides. RefSeq names its product zinc finger and SCAN domain-containing protein 2-like. Lineage: Eukaryota; Metazoa; Arthropoda; Insecta; Lepidoptera; Papilionidae. Bases 388 to 1005 code for a protein of 205 amino acids. The record is from RefSeq and is a predicted model, not a curated record. Gene Ontology annotation, biological process: regulation of transcription by RNA polymerase II. Gene Ontology annotation, molecular function: DNA-binding transcription factor activity; RNA polymerase II cis-regulatory region sequence-specific DNA binding. The transcript is spliced from 2 exons.
GGCGCAGGCAGUCGGUUGCGAAGCGUAGUGUCGGCUGGUUGUGUUCUGUGAGUGCAUCCACUUGUGUCCAGUGCGUGUCCAAUGUUUCCAUGCAAGGUGCGGGGGCGGCGGGACCGGUCGACGGUCGCGCGCCCGACCUGCCGACCUUACGUACCGUUCACUGCACGCAACACGGUGCUCCUACCAUCGAGUAUAUCCCAGGAUCAGAAAUGCAAAAGAUAAAUACAACACCUGUGCUAUAAUACGGCAAGAACUUACUGUGACACGGACUCUAAUAUUGAUGCAUCUUUAUUUCAAUUUCGGACAUCGCCUUCGGGGAUACGUAUACUAUGUUGGAAUCUACCAGUGGAGAGGCGAAUCAUCGGAGAGAGAAGCAGUGGAAACAAUAUGGCGGAGACGGCUUCCUUAACUAGCGGUCCGAAGUACCAGUACAAAAAGCGCCGACUUUCGCAACUGCUCGAAAAGCUGACGGUGCAAAUACAGAAUAACAAUAAUUACCCGCCUCGUUGGUCAAUGCUAGCCCCUCCUUACUACGAAUCUAAGAUACAGGAAGACGCCCCACUCGAUCUUUCCGUGAAAUCGGAGCAGCCAAAGGUGGAAAAGGAGCCAGGCGGAUAUAGUUGCACCACUUGCGGCCAGACUUUCGCCCUUCAUGAUCGACUCGCCAAACACAUCGCUUCUCGACACGCGGACAAAACUCCUGAAUCAGCGCGCGCCUACGAGUGCGAGGUCUGUCGGCGGCGGUUCGCCCGCUCCGACAUGCUGACACGACACGCCCGCCUACACACUGGCAUCAAGCCCUACUCGUGCUCAGCGUGCGGGCAGGUAUUCUCGCGCUCCGAUCACCUGGCGACGCACCAACGUACGCACACCGGCGAGAAGCCGUACCGUUGCCCCGUCUGCCCGUACGCCGCCUGCAGGCGCGACAUGAUCACGCGUCACAUGAGGACGCACUCGCGCCCGCACUGCCGCCCGCAGCCACGCACUCAACCCGCUGAAAUCUAAACGACCCUUCAACACCCUCAUACGAGCAAUACUCAAACAUACAUUAUAUAGAGAACUAAAUAGUUUAUCGACUUUACAGUUUUUGUUUAACAAAAUAGAUGUAAGUUAAAUUGACACACGUCAGUUUCAGUUUAUUUAGUCACUUUUUAUUAAUUUAACUCCAAUACAACAUGUCCUUUAUCUCUAUGAUUAGUUUACGUUUACCUCCAAUAUUUUCCAAUGCGACUUUGGACCUCUAUUUUUAGUAAUAAGGGCUCGACUUAGUACACAUGUCAGAUUUCUAUUAUUAAUUCGAAAGUGUUGCGAGUACGGUUUAAUUGGGUUUUUGUUUUUACAAUCGUAGGAGGAGUUUGGAGCGGACACGGCUAAUAUACCAUGGGCGAGACCGACAUAUCACAUUGCAACAUGCAGAGCGUUAAAAUAAAUAAAAGUAAAGUUUUUAAUUACUUACCGAUCAUGUAUGCCGUUAUGCGAAUAUAGACCUUUUUUCACAUUUUUAUGCCUGAUGUGCGAUGCGAUGUGUCUGUAACAUUUGUUUAAGCGUUAAAUGAAUAGCAUUUUUAAAUUUUAAUGUUACAUGUUAAUAUAACUAUGAAGUGUUAAUGAUCACGGCUAUGCGUUUAAGUUAUUAUUUGCUUUAUGUACUGUAGGUAUAUUCUUUGCACAAUGCUUACGUGUUAUGUGUAAACAAUUACGUAUAUCUAAUGUAUUUAAUCAUUAACCUGCCCAUGUCCCUACGAAGGGCCGGCACAAUAUGUAUAACUUUAUCGCCUGUCAUAUCUGAAUUCGCUCCUUAAGAUCCUCCUUAACACAAUCCAUCCAUACUUUAUUCGGCCUCCCUCUACCUUUGUAGGGUACACAUUUAAUCUACAUAUAUUCUAUGUCUGUUCUGAUGUAUUUAAUGCCACCGACAAAUGAUGUACACAGCGCCACCUAUCUGCAACUAACCGCGGCAAAUGGCAAUUACAGAUAUUCUAUAUUGAUAUUCUAUUAAGUAUACUUCAAUACUUUGUACAGGUGACACAUCUUCAGCUGUCAUUUGUUGUGCAGCCAACCAAGAAUCUGGUGCUUGCAGACACUGAUGGCAGUACAACUCCCAAUGAAAUGUGCCCUUUUCAAAUCGCCGUAAUGUAACACGUCUCUAUAUAAACUAUUCGUUACAUUUGAUUAAAAUAUAGUAAAAAAAAUAAAUGACGGUGUAAUCGAUUUGUCGCUUAGAGAGUUUUCUUGUAAAUAUGUUAUAUAGAAUCAUGUAGCCUGUAUAUAGCUUUUUCCUAUAACCUGCAUACGAUGGAUGUAAUUCGUCUGAUGAGUAUGCCUGCUGUAGGCUUAAUUUUAGUCCACUUUCCUUUCUUUCCCUUUUUUGUAAUUAAAAUACGGGAAAGGGAAGCAAAUUUUUCGCGAAAGGCGACGCUUAGGAAUGGGAAAUAUCACAAUUGUGCGUUCAUUACUGCGACGAUUAAAGUUAUCUGCAAUUGCGGAUAUUUAUGGGCAACGGCAGAUCGUCUGCUGUAGAACUUAUAACGGUUUUUUAGAUUUUCGAAUUUCCCGACUAAUACCCGAAAUCCUUAUAACGAAAGAAAAUAUCGUAAUGCCUGCAUAUAUCUGCGUAGAAAUUCAAAGAUAUGCGUGAAGUCAAUCAUCUCGCACUGGGCUAGCGUGGUUUACGACCUAGUCACCCCUUAAAACUUAGGAUAGACUCCGAGCCUUUCAUUGGGGACGCAUCACUAUGUACUAUGCACUAGUCACUUCGCUAUUUCAGCGAAUCCAAGUGGCAGAUUGCUCGUUUAGCACCCCAUAUUAUAAACGAGUGUAUAAAAUUGCAAUGUAUUAUUGC